AUGACCUCCGGCCACGCUCCCGACCCGGAGCCGGCGCGCUCCAGCUUCUCACAUACCGCCCACGAAACAACCCCCCUCCUGCACCACGUCCCCCCCGACCCCAUCUCACCCCAUUCCCCAACCCAUCCGUCACCCUCACAUUCACCCUCACCCUCACCCUCACCCGAAACCGACGAAACCACCAUCCUCCCCACGACGCCCCUCACCCCCACCCGCCUCUGGCUGACCCUCUGCGCGACAUGGGUCGGCGUCUUCCUCGGCGCCGUCGACGCCUCCAUCAUGGCGACCCUCUCCGCGCCCAUCGCCAGCGAGUUCCGCUCGCUGAGCCUGCUGUCGUGGCUGGCCACGGCCUACCUGAUCGCCAACGCCACCUUCCAGCCGCUGUCGGGCCGGCUGACGGAUAUCUUUGGCCGCGGGCCGGGGCUGGUGUUUAGUAAUGUGAUGUUUGCGGUGGGGAAUCUGGUGUGUGGUCUGGCGCGGGAUGAGGGGGUGAUGAUCCUGGGGAGGGUGGUCGCGGGGAUUGGGGGUGGUGGGUUGAUGAGUAUUAGCACGUUUUUGGGGUCCGAUUUGGUGCCGUUGAAGAAGAGGGGGGUGGUUCAGGGGCUGGGGAAUAUUGCGUAUGGGACUGGUGCGAUGCUCGGCGGCGUGCUGGGCGGCUUCAUCAACGAUACCUCGUCGUGGGGCUGGCGUCUAGCGUUCCUCAUCCAGGUUCCGGUUAUCGCCGUGUCGGGCCUGCUGGUGUGGUACCUCGUCGACGUCCCGCCCAAGGUCUCCAACAAGUCGCUGCUUGCGCGCAUCGACUACCCCGGCUCCUUCUUGACCGUCGGCUUCCUCGUCUUGGUGCUGCUCGGCCUGAACGCCGGCGGCAACGUCCUGCCCUGGACCCACCCCCUGGUUCUGACCACCAUCCCACUCGGUGCUGCCAUGCUAGUUGCCUUGAUAUGGUGGGAGAGCCGGGCAAAGCAGCCCAUUAUCCCGGUCCGCCUGCUCCUCGACCGGACCGUCCUCAACGCCUGCGUAACCAGCUUUCUGUCCACGAUGGUCACGAUGAUGAUCAUGUACUACCUCCCUCUGUACCUGCAGGUACUCGGUUAUUCCGCCACCCAAGCCGGCAUCCGCAUCCUAUCAUCCUCCCUCGGCGUCUCCGUCUCGUCCGUCGGAUGCGGUCUCAUCAUGAAGAAGACCGGCAGGUACGUCGGUCUCGGCAUCGCCACUCUCCUGGUCUCCACCACCGCCAUGUCCCUCACCGCGACCCUCGACGAGAAGGCGCCGAACUGGGUCCCCUUCGUGGCCAUGGCCCUCCUCGGCGUGGGCUACGGCGGCAUGCUGACCGUGACGCUGCUGGCGUGCAUCGCGGCGGUCGACCACACGCACCAGGCCGUCAUCACCUCCUCGACCUACCUCUUUCGGUCCGUGGGCGCGACGCUAGGCAUCACGGUGGCGUCGGCCGUGUACCAGAACAUCCUGAGGGCCCGCCUGUGGGAGCGGUUUGGCGACCUGCCGGGCGCGGCCGAGGAGAUCGAGCGCAUCCGCGACGACCUGAGCGAGCUCACGAGGCUGCCUGCGGGUUGGGACGACGGCGUGAUCAAGUCGUUCAUGGAGGCCUUCAGGGGCGUGUGGGUUGUCGCGCUUGCUCUGACUGUUGCCGCCUUGAUUAGCAUCUCGCUGAUGAAACAGCAUAAGCUACACGCGAACCUGGCUCGGCAGGAAGAAUAA
Messenger RNA from Chaetomium fimeti, 1716 nucleotides. Its product is annotated as major facilitator superfamily domain-containing protein. Gene Ontology annotation, cellular component: fungal-type vacuole membrane. Gene Ontology annotation, molecular function: basic amino acid transmembrane transporter activity. Lineage: Eukaryota; Fungi; Ascomycota; Sordariomycetes; Sordariales; Chaetomiaceae. The transcript has 3 exons. The record is from RefSeq and is a predicted model, not a curated record. Bases 1 to 1716 code for a protein of 571 amino acids. Gene Ontology annotation, biological process: transmembrane transport; basic amino acid transport.